UUCAAGUAAUCUUUAAAAGUCACCCUCCUUUAUUCCUAUUCUCUAUGCAUUAGGGUUUGCCGAUUGCAUUUCCCCCCCUAAUUUUCAACUUGUUUUCGCCCAUCGCUUUUAUUUACUUUAGUUUUAAUGUAUUCGUCCAGAGGGACGAAUGCCUACGGGCAGCAGUCCUACGUUGGCCAAUCCGGAUACUCCCAAAAUUUGGGUGCUGCUGAUUAUUCUGGUAGUUCUGUUGGAGGACCUGAUGGCAGAGCUCAAAUGUCAUUAUCUUCUCGCCAUUCAUCAAUUUUAGGUAGUUCUCAAGAUGCAGAAGUUGGUGGAUACAGAGCCCUUCCCUCAGUUUCAGCUCAUUACGGGGGUCAGUAUAGCUCUAUAUAUGGCACAGCUGCUUUAAGUGCUACUCAGCAGGUUCCAGCUGCAAGUUCCAAAGGGGCUGGAGCAUCAGCUUUGGAAACUCGUAAUGCUUAUGCCUCAACUCUGCAAGAUUCACCAAAAUUUGCAUCUACUGGCUAUAUUUCAUCAUCAAGUCACGGUUAUAAUCACAAAGGUGAUCAAAUGUAUGCCGAUAAGAUUCCUGACUAUCCUACUGUGGAGAGAAGACAAUUUGAAGAACGAAAGGGUGGUUAUCUGGGGAGGGAUUUGCCUAGUGAGCCAACUGGAAGAUAUUCUGAUUCUAUUUUUGGUCAUCAGCAUCAGCCUGACAUAUAUGAUCGUCUUGAUCAAGCUGUCUUACUUCGACAAGAGCAAUUGCUCAAAUCUCAAUCAGUCUCCCAUGAUAGUAGUUCAAGACAAGCUGAUUAUCUUGCAGCAAGGAGUGCUGCUACUCGUCAUUCCACCCAAGAUCUUUUGUCUUAUGGAGGAAGAUUAGAUGCUGAUCCUUGCAUUUCAUCAUUGAUGAGCUCUUCUUCUUAUGGUGGACAAACCCCUUCGAUAUUAGGGGCAGCUCCAAGGAGAAAUGUCGAGGAUCUCAUGUAUCCGCCUAGCUCUGCAAAUCCUGGUUAUGGUGUGAGCUUACCACCUGGUAGAGAUUAUGGAACAAAGGGGCUUCAUGUCACAACCCUUGAGUCUGAAUAUCCUGGUAGUACAUUAUCACGCAGCGGUCAUCCUAGGAUUGAUGAACGCAAGGACGACAGGGCUGGUUACCUUAGGGAAUUUGAGAUGAGAGAGGAGGAACGUCGUCGUGAUCAUUUGCGUGAAAGAGAGAAAGGCAGAGAGCGGGAACGAGAGCGGGAACGAGAGCGUGAACGACUACGAGAACGGGAACGAGAACGUUUGCGCAUCUUGGAGCGGCGGGAGAAGGAAAGAGAGCGGGAGAAGGAGAGAGAACGAGAGCGCAAGCGUGCACUUGACGUUCAGCGUGAAAGAACUCCGCCAAGAGUUUCUAGGGAUCACCGUGGUCCAUCUUUGACAAAAGAGGCUCGACCUUUGAGGCGAGAAUCCCCACGUCGUGAAGUUUCGCAUAGGCGUCUUUCACCUGUUAAAGAAAAAAGGAGAAAUUAUAUAUGCAAGGUAUAUUCAUCCAACUUGACAGAUGUAGAGAGAGGCUAUUUAUCAAUUGAUAAGCAAUGUCCAAGACUUUUUGUGUCUCCUGAAUUUUCAAAGGUUGUUAUAAACUGGCCAAAGGAGAAUCUUAAGCUCUCCAUGCAUACUCAUGUCAGUUUAGUUUCUGUUGAGUGGAGCAGCUUUGAGCAUGAUUUCAUUGAAGAUAGUUUAGCUGAAUCAAAAGAACUUUCCAGCAAGCUUGUGCCUGCUGAACCAGAAAAGCUUGAACAGGGAAGCACAGUGUGGAAUGCGAAGAUGGUUUUGAUGAGUGGAUUAAGCAGGAGUGAUUUGGAAGAGCUGUCAUCUGAAAAAGUCCCUGAUGACGACCGCAUACCUCAUAUUUGCAAUAUUCUAAGGUUUGCUGUUCUUAAAAAGGACCAUUCUUUCAUGGCAAUUGGUGGGCCUUGUGUUUAUGCUGAUGGAAGCAAUCCUACUGGUGAUGAGUUCUCUCUAAUUCAAACGGCCCUUAGGUAUGCAAAGGAAGUUGUUAAUCUUGAUUUGAAGAAAUGUCAGAAUUGGAAUCCUUUCCUUGAGAUACAUUACGACAGAAUUGGCAAGGAUGGGCUGUUUAGCCAUAAAGAGGUCACGGUACUGUUUGUUCCAGAUUUAUCUGAAUGUCUCCCUUCACUUUAUACAUGGCGAGCCCAAUGGUUAGCUCACAGAAAAGCUGUUUCCGAGAGGGAGCGCCAGCUGUGUUUGAAAAGAGAGAAAUCAAAGGAGAGGAAGGAAGGAUCAAAAGACAAGGAAGCAGAUUAUACAAAACAAACUGAAAAAGGAAAAUCUGGGAAAAAAAUUCAGUCUGUGUCAUCUAGUUAUGGAGUUGUUGCUAACAAAAAGGAGAAAGAUGGAAAAUCUAUUGAAGGAGGUGCUGCUGAAGGAAAGGUUACUGGGGGUGAAAAUAAAGUUCAGGUGAAGGAUGGCUGUGAAAUAACUGUUGAAGGAGGUCCUGAGAAAAAAGAAAGUGGAGAAGCUCCUGUUGCUGCUGCUGCUGCUGCUGCUGCUAAGACAGGUGCUGUGAAGUCUGUGAAGAAAAAGAUUAUAAAGAGGAUUGUCAAACAGAAAGUUGCAACUAAGACAGCUGUGGAAGUAAAUACUGCUAGCAAACAGAGCAACAAGGUUGAUGAAGAUGUUGGAGAGCAGAACACUAUAUCAGAGACUACCGGUCAACAGGAAGAAUCAUCUGCUGCUAGUGCCGGGAUGAAAACUUUUGUACGGGAAAAAAUUACAAAAAAGGAAGCUGCUGGUAAAAAUGAUCAGAGUGAAGAUAAUGGUGUUCCCCCUGAGGCAAAAGUGGACGUAGAAACAGGAUGCUCUGAAGAUAAGCCAAAGGAUAAUUCAGAUGCGACUUCUGCAGCUGUAGAGAAUGCCAAUGUGAAAACAACUAUAAAGAAGAAAAUUAUUAAGAGGGUGCCUAAAAGAAAGGUUCCUCCUACACAAGCUAAGGGCGAAGUAGCUGAAAUUAAGAAUGAAGGUGGUGAGGAUGACAAAAAGGUGCUUCAGGGUGGUGACGAGACCUCAAAUUCAGAAAAACUAAGUAUUGCUGCAAGUUCAAGUAAAUCAGAAAUCAAGGCUGACAAGGAGAAUAAAAAGGAUGCAAAGUUAACUAAUGUGGAGUCACUGAGUGACAAGAAAAAGGUUAACACGAAGGAUACUUGUGAUGUUAAGGGGGGGCAAUUGAAGGAGGUGGGAAAACCAAAAGAUAAAGAUUUUAAAGAUGAAUCCCAGAGUAAUUCUAGCAAAGAAUCAAAAGAAAGGAGGAAGCCUGAAGAACCUUCUCUGAAGCAUCCUGGAUUGAUUCUACAAACAAAGUGGAGCAAGGAUUCUAAAUUGCGACCAAUGUCCCUUUCACUGGAUUCACUUUUGGAUUAUACUGAUAAGGACAUUGAAGAAUCCACAUUUGAGCUUUCAUUAUUUGCAGAGGUGAUGUAUGAAAUGCUUCAGUAUCAAAUGGGUUGCCGUAUUUUAACAUUUCUCCAGAAACUGCGAGUGAGAUUUAUGAGCAAAAGAAAUCAGCGCAAGAGACAACGGGAAGAAAUCCAUGAUAAGGAAACCAAGAACAAGUCACCAAUGAAAAAAUCAAAAGGCAGUGAGCUCCCUGUGAAGGAAAAUGAAUCUGCUAAGGCAGACGCAUUAAGUGCAGCUCAGCAGGACGUUAAAAUGACUGUGACCAAGGAAGAAAUUACUGCUGAUCAUGUUGAGGAGCCAAAGAAGACAGCGACAGAAAAUAUUGCUGAUCAUGUUGAGGAGCCAAACAUAAAAGAUGAAAUAGACGAAGAUUCGGAGGAAGAUCCUGAAGAAUAUGAAGAAAUGGAUGAUACAAAUCAACAACCCAAAUCCUCUAAUGAGAAAAAUGAAGAGAAGGCACGAACAGAUGCUAAGCCUGACAAGGAGGUUGAGAAGAGUGAAGCUGCAGCAUCCACCAAAUCAGAAUUCGCCACAAAAGCUGCUAGUACGGAGCCUGGGCCUGAGGGAGAUGUGUCUAGAAAGGAGGAGCAGAAAGUUGAUCCUAAGAAGGUGUAUGCUACCGAUAAGGAUUUGUUGCAGGCUUUCAGGUUUUUUGACCGGAAUCGAGUUGGCUAUAUUAGGGUGGAAGACAUGAGAUUGAUUAUCCACAGUUUGGGGAAGUUUCUUUCUCAUAGGGAUGUCAAAGAACUAGUGCAAAGUGCACUUUUAGAGAGCAACACAGGAAGGGAUGACCACAUUCUGUAUGACAAACUGGUUCGAAUGUCUGACAUAUGAAAUUGUUUUGGGCAUGACUGAUAUAAUAUGUUAUAUAAUCUGCUUUGCAUCUAUUGGUAAACAGCCAUUAAAGGGUGUGAUUCCUAGGAGCUCAAGUCUGAGUCUCAGAUAUUUGAAU
Hibiscus syriacus is the source of this 4396-nucleotide messenger RNA. RefSeq names its product protein SHORT ROOT IN SALT MEDIUM 1-like. The transcript has 22 exons. The record is from RefSeq and is a predicted model, not a curated record. Bases 127 to 4278 code for a protein of 1383 amino acids. NCBI's taxonomy places the organism in Eukaryota, Viridiplantae, Streptophyta, Magnoliopsida, Malvales, Malvaceae. Gene Ontology annotation, molecular function: calcium ion binding. Gene Ontology annotation, biological process: regulation of DNA-templated transcription. Gene Ontology annotation, cellular component: nucleus.